Euleptes europaea (tarantolino) is the source of this 1239-nucleotide messenger RNA. Its product is annotated as organic solute transporter subunit alpha-like. The record is from RefSeq and is a predicted model, not a curated record. Gene Ontology annotation, biological process: transport. Gene Ontology annotation, molecular function: transporter activity. NCBI's taxonomy places the organism in Eukaryota, Metazoa, Chordata, Lepidosauria, Squamata, Sphaerodactylidae. The transcript is spliced from 7 exons. The coding region runs from base 1 to 1239 and encodes 412 amino acids.
AUGGUCCGUGCCUCAAACUGCUCCUUCUCCAACGGUCAGUUCCCGUUGUCAUCUGAGAUCUUUCAAGUUAUCAAAGCUCAGAUCUGGAUCUUCUUGGUCCCGGUGGUCUUGGGUCUUGUGCAGGUCGGCCUCUUCCUGGAGGAGACGGGCUUCUUCCUGCGCCAGGGGAACAGCUCUCGCCGCACCACCCUCUCGCUCUGGAUCCUGGGCGUCUAUCCGGUGUUCAGCAUCACUUCCCUCAUCAGCUUGUUCGUCCCGCGAGCGUCCUUCGUCUGUACCUUUGUAGCCUCCAUCUACCACUCCAUCACCCUCUGGAAAUUCCUAGCCUUGAUUCGCGAUUUCUUCGGCGGUUCGGACCAAAUGCUCCUGCGGCUGGUGGGGCAGCGGGUGGCCCCAGACCCCUUUCCGUGUUGCUGCUGCUGCUGCCUUCCUGAGAUCGCCGCCAGCCGGUCAAACUUGCGCUAUAUGACAGUCGCGGUGUACCAACUCUCUCUCAUCCGGACCAUCCUCUUUUUCGUCACCCUCAUCCUUUGGACAGAUGAGAAAUAUGACUACGGCGACGUGGGCUACACCAACCCCAACUCCUACAUCAACGCCAUCAUAGGUAUCUCUACCUUCGUCUCCUUCUACGGCUACUUGCUCUUCUACAAGGCUACCAAGCCGGCGCUGGUUGGCUACAGCUUGCGCUCCAAGUUCGUCUGCAUCAUUUUGGUUCUUGUUUUGUGCGGCCUUCAGAGCGGGAUCUUGGAGACCAUGGGAGCAGUGGGGGCCAUCCCGUGCAGCCCCCCUCUCUCCCCUAACACCCGCUCCCAAAUGAUCUACUAUUACUCGUUGGCUGUUGAGAUGUUCUUCAUUAGCGUAUUUGCCCGUUACUCUUUCCGGAGAACCGAGCCACAGCUGGGCACCCGCCCCGACGUCUCCCAGACUGAAACGGCCGCAUCCAGCCACUGCAGUUCUGGAGAAAAUGCAACCCUGGAGCAAGCCAACGGUGGCUUCCUCUGCGAAGAGGCUUUGUGUACGAUAGAGCACUCCCCUUUGGACCGGUUUGAUUUCAGCACGGGAGAGCUGGUGGACAAACGGCAAGAGAACUGGAGCCGGGGCCCGCCACCAAAGGGGGCCUCAAGAGGCAAGGCGCAUGACCCAAGCUCUUUGCAGCAAAGAGCUGGGAUCGAAUCACCCACGACUGGAGUCCGAGGCCAGGUUGCCGCAGUGGAUGCCGACGACGUCACUGUGGUAUAA